This is a messenger RNA of Asterias rubens (European starfish), 1703 nucleotides long. Its product is annotated as phosphatidylinositol transfer protein beta isoform-like. The record is from RefSeq and is a predicted model, not a curated record. Gene Ontology annotation, cellular component: cytoplasm. Gene Ontology annotation, biological process: phospholipid transport. Lineage: Eukaryota; Metazoa; Echinodermata; Asteroidea; Forcipulatida; Asteriidae. The transcript has 10 exons. The coding region runs from base 84 to 944 and encodes 286 amino acids. Gene Ontology annotation, molecular function: phosphatidylcholine intramembrane carrier activity; phosphatidylcholine binding; phosphatidylinositol binding.
CGUUGCUUUUUGGUCACUUUCUGGCUUGUAUCUUUUUCAAACAGUUAGUUUUGUUUAUACACACUACGAAGUAAUUACUCAGGAUGAAGUUGUUUUGUGCUGUUACUGUGCUGGUGUUGGCAUCUUUGCUUCAAGAUGGGAACGCCGUGUUGAAGAAGGAGUUCCGGACUUUGCUGCCAUUCUCAGUCGAUGAGUUUCUUCUAGGGUAUCGCUGGUCCAUCGCCGAGUCGAGUAUUCUUGAGACGGGCGGAGGGGAGGGUGUUCAGAUCGUCGACGAUCGGACGGUUGACGGCAAAGAGGAGGGAGACUUACACUACACACAUAGGAUUCUCCAUCUCGAGACGAAAGCGCCACCAAUCUUCUCCGGGCUGGCCGGAGGUUUAUUCAAAGUACACGAGAAAUCGUGGCUUGCGUCAUCUGGCGCCACCACCCAAUACACAGAGAAGAGGAUCAUGGGAGACGAGUUUGAAAUGGAGAUACGCUCAAAAUUCAUUGAUGGCGACGACUGCCAAACUGAAGGCGUCCUCUCACAGAGCGGGUCGGCGGAAGUUAUACAGGUCGACUUCACUGCGGGAAUCCCAGCUCAGCAAGAGUUUGACCCUACUCAGUGUGCUUCUGACCAGGGACCUUUGACACCGGGCUGGGCAAGGAGUGGCGACCGACCCCAAAUGUGUGUUUACACCUACGUAGAAGUUAACUUCGGCUGGGAGAUAAUGCAGUUAGUUGAAGAAAGGGCAAUGGGUGCCUACCAAGCCAUUCUUAAGAAGUUCUACGGUCAGAUGUUCUGCUGGGCUGACGACUGGGCAGGCCUCUCCGAGAAAAAGGUUGAGAAGAAGGAAAUGGAUACCAAGACGGAACUCAACAGGAUCCGCCAGGAAGGAGAGGUGCGUGGACAAAUUGAAGGAGUAUUCCCCAAUUACAAGAGAGUGGUGCAGAGCCUGUAAACAUAACUUAAUGAAUAUGUCGAUUACACCAGUAAUGGUUUAAAUUAAACGAGUGCGGUAAACGUUUGGUAAUGGUUCAAAGUCAACGAGGGUGUUUCACCCGGUCCAGCCUGUAAACUUACUUAAGGAAUAAUUUAGUUACAACAGUUUAAAGUCAGCGAGAGUGGUUAACGUUAUUACAAUAGUGAUGGUUUAAUGUCCACGAGGGAUGGUAAACCUUUAUGAGGGUGGUAAACGUUUAUUGCAAUAGUAAUGGUUUAAAGUCAACGAGAAUGGUACACGUUACUUCAUGGUUUAAAGUUAACGAGGGUGGCUACGUUAAUAUUUGGAAUAGUUUAUCAUUUAUUUACAAACACCCUUUCAAAAAUGACUGUACGCAAUAGGUCGGAGUUUUGUAACGAUUCAAUAUUAUUAAUCACAAGAGACGACCCCAGAGCCUGUAAAAAUGUAUAGAGCUAGACUUGAGGGCGCACAUGAUGACCGUGGUUUAAUUCUUUCUCUGCCGUUAAUCCCAAAAUAAAUGAAAACUAUUGAUAACAAUAUUAUUUGAUCAAUGUUUAUUUAAGUUGGUAAAGUCUUGAUAUUAAGUAAGCAGUUUUAGUUAGUGCAUGUUACUACACAAUAAUACAAGAAAAGCAGAGACCGAAUCAAUGUAAAUCACUGAAAUGUUUGUGUUGGUUAAUUUAAAUUGUGGGUGCAGGGAGUCAAUAGUGUUUUAUUUAAUUAACGAGAGGAAUAAAUAAUGUCCAUGAUUGCAUC